AGUGCCACCGCCCCCAGUCAGGGCGGGGCGGGGCGGGGCCGGGAGAGCGCGCCUGCGCGCUGGUGGGCCUUUUCCCGACGUUAACGUGUCUCGAGAGUGGUAUUGCGGGUCUCUUCUUGCGGUGGGAUAGAGAGAGCAGAGUACCAGCUGCUGCGACCAGAGGCAUGGCAGGACAGGCAUUUAGAAAGUUUCUUCCCCUCUUUGACCGAGUAUUGGUGGAAAGGAGUGCAGCUGAAACUGUAACCAAAGGAGGCAUUAUGCUUCCAGAAAAAUCUCAAGGGAAAGUGCUGCAAGCAACAGUAGUAGCUGUUGGAGGUGGAUCUAAAGGAAAGGAUUUCUAUAAUUGGCCUGAUGAAUCUUUUGAUGAAAUGGACAGUACACUGGCUGUUCAGCAGUAUAUUCAACAAAACAUAAGGGCAGAUUGCUCCAAUAUUGACAAAAUCCUUGAACCACCUGAAGGCCAAGAUGAAGGUGUAUGGAAGUAUGAACAUUUAAGGCAGUUCUGUCUUGAGCUAAAUGGACUUGCUGUCAAACUUCAGAGUGAGUGCCAUCCAGAUACAUGUACUCAGAUGACAGCAACUGAACAAUGGAUUUUUCUUUGUGCAGCUCAUAAAACUCCAAAAGAGUGUCCUGCUAUAGACUACACUAGGCACACACUUGAUGGUGCUGCCUGUCUUCUGAAUAGCAAUAAAUAUUUUCCUAGCAGGGUUAGCAUAAAGGAAUCAUCUGUAGCAAAACUAGGAUCAGUAUGCCGUAGGAUUUAUAGAAUAUUUUCACAUGCUUAUUUUCAUCACCGGCAGAUAUUUGAUGAAUAUGAAAAUGAAACAUUUUUGUGUCAUCGGUUUACUAAAUUUGUGAUGAAAUAUAAUUUGAUGUCCAAGGAUAACCUGAUUGUACCCAUUUUAGAAGAGGAAGUACAGAAUUCAGUUUCUGGAGAAAGUGAAGCAUGAAGGGAAUCACAGAAAAAUGUACUGGACACAUAAUUAACAUUAAUUAUGUACUGUAUAUAUAUCAUUUUAGACACAUCAAUCAUGUAUCCAUAUUAUAGCUUCUUUGUUUAGUAUAGGUUUUUGUAUGCUGUGUGUUGCCUUUUAAAAUGGGAAAUACUUUUUAAGUUAUUCAUGGGUUGUAUAUUCACUGGUGUGGCACUCAUGGUUUUUAAAUAAGAUUAGUAUUAUCUGUUUAUAAUGGCUGUUAAUAAAAUAAUUUACAGUUUGGUAAAAUUGCUGCUAAACAAUCAUUGGGUCACAAUCCUUAUCAGAUAAACCCAUCUGUAAAAGAUGAGUGAGCUUGAGGUUUCACGCAAGCCAUUUACUAAAGAAAUAGUAACAUCUUCCUUUGGUUUUACUCCUGAGUUUAGAUAUUCUAGAAAAUUCUGUAGUACAUACAUAGUUCAGUCUUAACUGUUAAUUUUUCAGAAAUGACAUAAAAAUAUCUUAAAAUUCUGUUUAUAUUUUUGAUAUGCAUAUAUGAUUAUGUGUAUAUCCAAUUAUAAAAAUGCAAAUGAAAUGGUAGUUAAAUAAUCUUACAUAAAGCGAUUCUUGGCCAGCAUAAUUGGAAAGGAUUUACCUUUCUUCAACAGUGGACUGUUACAUAUAAGAUGAUGAUGAUAAGGCACAUAAAUGAUGUUCCUACUGUAAACCCACCUGGCCCGCCCCUUCUCUUCAAUUCCCUUAACCGCCUUCCUGAACUGUAUUAGCUUAGAAGCUCUUCACCAAACUGUUAUUUAGUGGUGGCUUAUACCUAUUUAUAUUUGUAUUAAUUGCUUACAGAUUAUACCUCAUAUUAGCAAUUACAUUACACUACAAGAAAAAUGUAUUGAUAUGGGCUCUCACCUUUGUUUGCAAAAUUGUUCUAACUACUUGGAAAACAGUCUUUAAAAUAGUUUAACUCUUCCUGUUAGUAAUAUUAAUCUUUUCAUCUAACUAUCUGGGCAACAUUUAGAUAGAGUUGAAAAACUAUUGUAGUAUUUAUUUUGCAUCCUCCUCCCCACGAUUUGUGUUUGAAUUAUUUAACACAUUUUUGUGUCUUCAGUGAUUUGCAAUAAUUCAUAGGUUCCAAGGGUACUGAUGAAUGGUUGUAUGUUUUUUGGACUUUGUUAUAAUUCAGUGUCUUAAGAAGGAUAUUCAACUGAAGAUUUAACAAUCUAAUUAUUGAAUGCGGUUUUUGACAAAGCACUGGAGGUCUUAUUGCCAAAUUGAUUGUAAUGAGGUACUAAGGGUGAAAAAAUUGUACAUAUAGUGAAGAAAAUAUUGAAAUCCAUCUCUUGAACAGAUUUAACAAACAUGGGAAACUUUCAUUUAAAAGGGUUAUAUUGAAAUGAAGAGAAAGUGUAUUCAUCUUCAUUUUUUUUUUCCAAAUUUGAGGAAAUAAUUUAUACAAUAUUAUGAGACAAGUGUGUACAGCAAAAAUGUGGGAAAUAGCAUACUGGGAGUGUAUAUAGAGUUUAUGCCUUUCCAAGCCUGCCAGUCUAUUUGGCUUUGAACAGUGCCAUCCCAACAUCCAGUCAUUACUGACCCCCAAUCCACAACUAUCUUUUAGGAAGUUAUGUUCACAGUGAAAGAAUGUUGAUUUUGAAAUGAUGCGUUUAUAUUAAUGUCACUAUAAACCAAUGGGAUAGUAAUUUUUAAAUGAACUUGCUAAAUAUUGAGAGACUGAACUACUAAGUUAAUAAAUUAUAUAUAGCAAUGGAGCUGCUUGCUCUAAGUGUCUCACAAUGAAUUUCUAUUGCUUGACUAUUUUCUUGAUGAAGAUUUGAACUAAGGCAGUGACUAGGAUUGGUGAUCUAGCUUAGUAUUUUGAAACAUAUUUUGAAUAAUAAGGCUUGGUGUCAAUGGGGAAAUACGGUUUUUUUGUCAUACUCGUUCCAUCUACCCUAUGCUGUGUGUUUGGAGUUGAUCAUAAAAAAAAAUUCCCCAAAAGAAAACA
Messenger RNA from Trichechus manatus latirostris (Florida manatee), 2928 nucleotides. Its product is annotated as MOB-like protein phocein. Gene Ontology annotation, cellular component: mitochondrial matrix; cytoplasm. The coding region runs from base 165 to 950 and encodes 261 amino acids. Lineage: Eukaryota; Metazoa; Chordata; Mammalia; Sirenia; Trichechidae. Gene Ontology annotation, molecular function: metal ion binding; protein folding chaperone; protein-folding chaperone binding. The record is from RefSeq and is a predicted model, not a curated record. The transcript has 9 exons.